This is a messenger RNA of Athalia rosae (coleseed sawfly), 9890 nucleotides long. RefSeq lists its product as uncharacterized. The record is from RefSeq and is a predicted model, not a curated record. The transcript has 24 exons. Gene Ontology annotation, biological process: signal transduction. NCBI's taxonomy places the organism in Eukaryota, Metazoa, Arthropoda, Insecta, Hymenoptera, Athaliidae. Gene Ontology annotation, molecular function: protein binding; phospholipid binding. The coding region runs from base 291 to 7154 and encodes 2287 amino acids.
CCAUGUUACCGUGCAGCGAGCAGGACGUGUCGUGUGUCUAACGCUCUGUGCUAGCGAAUCCGUCUCUCAGAUCGCAUUUGCUUCGAGUUUGGGGACCCAGCAUGUAUUUUAAUUCAUUGUUUUUGUGUAACCAACUAUUUGAAAUAUGCUUAGAGUGCUAUUACGAUACUGUGAUAACGUGAAGUGUGUUUAUAUUUAAUGUUUAUAAUUAGUUAUUUGAACUGUUGUUGUUCGCAUCUGCAGGACUAAAGGGAACACAAUCACGAAUAUAUUUCUCAGGUGGAGGAACGAUGGCGGACAACCCCAAUGGUUCUCUGCAGGGAGCAAUCGCCCAAGGACACGUGACAUCCAGCCCUUUAUCGGUUGGCCACGCUUCAACACCGCCUUCGGCACCAAAGACCGGAAGUCAACAUCAGCAACAACUCGGUAACAGGGAAGGGACACCACCGCGCGGCCCAAGAACCCUUCUCCUUCGACGUGGUGAAAAUGGAUUCGGCUUUACACUGCGACACUUUAUCGUCUACCCGCCCGAGUCCUGCUACCAGAUGCUACAGGGACACGAGCGGGCGCGAAUUGACGAGCCUAUGGACACGAUCUUCGUGAAGCAAGUACGAGCAAAUUCUCCGGCAUCAGAAGCGGGACUGAGAACCGGUGAUAGAGUCGCAUCCGUUGACGGUGUUCCCACAAGGGGUGAACAAUACGCACGUGUUAUUCAAAGAAUUCAGCAGGCGGGUCCCUGGCUACGUCUUAUCGUCGUUUCGAAGGACGACGACAUUUUGCAAAGGUAUUUCGGAGAGACGGCGCACAACCCCGAAACGAAUCAACGACCACGCCUUCGGUCACCAGACAGAGUACCACAAAAGCAGCGCAGAUCCGCUAGCAUGAUCCCAGGUCCCACGUCUCAUAAUAGACAAUCUUGGGUUUGCUCACCACCGGGUUCUGAAAAUCAGGGUACGACACAUUCUUACGGAAAGUCAGGUCUGAGAGAAGAUUUGUAUAAGGAUAGUAAAAUGCUCGCACCCUCCCAACGGAGACCUCUCGAAGCUCAUAAUCAAGAGACAUUGUACGAUCACCCCGAAAGACCACAAAGAAGACAAAAAGAACAAUUAAAUCAAACACCCCAGCCUUACAGACCGCCGCCGGACUCGAGAUUUGAUUUAUACGAUCGAACGAGACCUGAAUCGAUCUACUCCAGGCCGAACCCAGAGCAGAUAUAUGACAGGAUCAAAGAUCCAAUUUACGAGAGAGUCAGACCAGAUAUGUUUAGUAAAUCUUUAGACCAGUAUCCGAUGUCUAGAGCGGAACCUCAGGUCCCAAUUUAUAGACCUGGUAGAAGAAUUGUCAGCAGAAGGGCGAGCGAAGGUAGCGGAAUGGGAAAUGACGUGGAAUCUCCCGUCUAUGGAAGUAUGGAUGCGUUGAAAUCCAGUAACCCGGGGUCUAGACUGAGCAUGGAUUCCAGAAGAGAUUCGUCCCCGGCUAGUAAAGAGAGUCUUUCGUCUUACGAUUCGAAUUCGACUCUGACUGGCUACGAGUGCUCGGAUGAUUCUAUAAUCAUGUCUAGAUUGAGAAGAAGCUUUGAACAGAAAGAAGAGUUUCUCCGUAGACCGAGCCAUCCUAUAGGAUGGUUAACGCCGGAAGAAGCUGCUAGAGCAGCUCAACAAAACCAUGGGGUUAUACAGCGAGAAUUUUAUGCCAGACCACAAAAACUUCAAAGACAAGUUUGGCCACCUAACGAACCACAGCCUAGACAACAAUCUCCGACCAGAAAUACAUCCGAGCGAAAUGCGAAGAGUACGAAACCCUCGAAUCAGAAUAGUCAGAGAAUAAGAGGUGAUAUUGACAGCGAAACUGAAACUGAGUAUUCCAACCAAAACGAUCGGGAGAAUGAUCAUCCCGGGAUAGAAGAGAUCCAAGCAAUCAGAGAUCAGUUUUAUUCUUCACUCUACGAUAGCAAUGGUCAAUUUGUUAAGGAAAAUCAUUUCAAGUAUGGACCAUCCGGUAAUAAUGGGAAUAAGAAUAACGACGUUCAGUUCAGAUCUGGAGGUACCAGAAGUGGUAACAAGGCUGCAUUUGUAACAACAUUAUCUCGAAUACAUGAGAAUGUAACUGCACAUCAACCAGGUCACGAUUUGAGAAACGGCACAUCAUCUCUACCAUCAUCUCCUGGGCCGGAGAAAAAAAAUUCAGACAAAUUCUCCGUACCACCUCAAGGAUUACAAAUAGUAUCUCGGAGAGCUAAACAGUUCGAGUCGGGACGGCUGCUAAGCGAUGAUGAUGAACCGACGAGUGAUAGAACUAAUUUAUACAAAAGUGAAUUAUCUAGGUUAUCAAGUAAACGAAGUGUUCCUAAUGUGGCUGUUAGAAAAAGAGAAUUCGAGUCUCGAGCCGAGUCCAGAGAAAAUCGCAGGAUACCCAGCCAUCGAGAGAGUAAAUCCUUGGACGCAGGAAAGGAAUUAUCGGGAAACAGAGUGAUUCCCGUAGGCAGCAAGUACAUCCAUUGUGAACCACCGGCUGGAUAUAGGGAAAUCAAAGAAAUGCCCGCUAUGGAUACCGAACCCGUUCAUCUAAGGGCGCGAAGUAACAGCGCAGAAUCUUGGGAGGCUGUGAAUGGAACAUCGCGAAGAAACGCUAGACACACUUGGCAAACGGAGGAAGAAGAUGACGAGGGAAAAAGAAAUAAAGCAAAACGACAAGACAGUUACUUGCAAGCAGUUAGAGCGCAGCUAGAUCGAGCACCUCAAGAAAGUCUGAUGCGUCGUCACGAUGCGAUACGCGAGGGUCCCGGAGAUCCCGAUGGCCAACCACCCAAAUCCGAAGAUCCCAACGACCCUCUUUUUCCCACCCCAAUUUUGGAUCUAAAUAGAAAUUCCGAAACCAAGCAACAAACUAAAACUCCACACAUAAUUGUCAGCUCUCCUCAGCCUAUUAGACCAAAUCAAUUAACCAUAAUAAACCCUUUAAGACCCUCAUCGCAAAGUCCAGAUAACGAUUCUGGUUUCCUCGCACCUACCGAGUCGGACGUCGAGACGCCCGAGGGCAUUGGUCAAAUCCUAGCUCCUGCAGCGCCUACAAGUUCACCGCCUACAAAUGGCGUUGUUAUAAGACGACAGAAAAAUCCACAAGCUCAACAAAUCAGUGACGAGGAUCGUGCAACGCGGAGAGUUUCAUAUCUUAAGGCUACAUGGGGAGAACGUAUGCACGUGGACAGUGAUCUUGAAUUGAGUGAUUCGGAGCCAGUUCUUUCUAUAAGAAGUGCCCAUAGGCGAUGGCGUCCGCCUCUGUUUCCCGGUGACAUUACACCCCUUCGACGAAUCUUCGAGGACGUUACACAGGCGGCGUCCCUUAAUCGUCUGCACUCGCAUCGCAACAGCAUUGCCGGAGGUCAUGGGGCGUCCGGUGCCGUCGCGACGCUGAAGGACGCCGAACCUGUCGAACGAGAAGGUCCUCUUCACAUAAAAUACACCGUAAUCGAAGGAAAGAGAUCGACAGACCGUUCAUGGAAACAAGUUUGGGGAGUACUUCGUGGUCCCAUUCUAUACUUUUACAAGGAUCGCCACAGUCAGAGUCCGUCGUCGACGGGCGACGGUGAUGCAGGACAGAAUGUGGACGUACGAUGCUCACUCGUCGAUGUUGCCGAUGAUUAUACAAAAAGAAAACACGUACUUAGGGUGGCUAAUCCAUCGGCAGAGGUCUUACUUCAAACGGAAGAUGCAGCCUCUAUGGCAUUAUGGCUACGAGGACUCCACAAACAUGCUGCAAUUGAAAAGCCAUCGGACACCGCUUCGAGUACUUCAAAGCAGCAAGCUGUACCUCAGACACCUGGCCCAACGACACCAAGUGCGAGUGCAGCCGCGGCACAAAGCGGUCAAAGAUUGAGUCCGCUGCCUAGCCACAAGGGUAUAAGAAAAUUAACAUCGUUCAGAAAUCGUUCUCCAACUGGGCAAUCACCGGUUAAUAAAACGAGAAAGCCUAGUCAAACGAUGGAAUCUUUACCGUCGCCAAAAACCAAAACUUGGAAAGGCCGAGUGGCUAAACAAUUUAGAAGAAUGCAUGGUCAAGCUGGAUCUCCAUCUUCUCCUACAUCACAACUUCCCCCCGAAGGAGCUACUUUCAAAAUACCCCUUGAGCUAUGCCCGCCAUCUGGAUUCUCAGAGUUUGUACCAUUGAUAGUUGAAAUGUGUACUAAAAUAGUCGAGGGUCGAGGGCUCGAGGUGAUUGGAAUAUAUAGAGUACCAGGAAAUACCGCUGCGAUAUCCCAACUGACCGAGAGUGUUAACAAGGGUGUGGAUAACAUCAAUUUACAGGACCCAAGAUGGAGCGACGUCAAUGUGAUAUCAUCUUUAUUGAAAUCCUUUUUCCGUCAGUUACCAGACUCACUACUGACCGCCGAACUUUACCCAAUGUUCAUAGACGCAGAUAAAAUAGAAGAUCCUCGAAGGAGGAUGGCAACUAUACGAAAACUAUUGCGAGAAUUACCUGAACAUCAUUUUGAAACAUUGAAAUAUCUACUUUUUCAUUUGAAAAAAGUUGUAGAUCAUAGCGAAGUGAAUAAAAUGGAAGCCAAGAAUUUGGCGAUUGUAUUUGGACCAACAUUGGUUCGAGCAAGUGGAUCCCGGGAUAAUAUGGUCACGAUGGUUACCGAUAUGUCACAUCAAUGCAGAAUUGUUGAGAGUUUAUUGAAUAACGUCGACUGGUUCUUCUCAGACGAGGAUUUGGACGAUUUGAGUCGACUGAGCGUAAAUUUAAGCCUACCCGCAGAUGAAAGUGAAGUUGAACCUACAUCGAGCACAAACCACAAUCUCCUCCUAAAUAAUAUCCAUAAAGUUGAAGGCAUGCGCGAAAUGGUCUCAGCUAGGGAUAUUGUAUCCUCAAUCAUAUCCGCAGCUAACAGGAAAAUACAGAGGAGACGUAAUAGGCAAGAUGAACCAGAAAACGAAGAACACGAAGAUGAUAAGUCAAGAGCAAAACAAGAAACUGACAGCUCCACUGCAAUGAGACAAAGCAUGGCUUUGACCGAACGUCAAUGUUCGGUUAGCGAAAUCGUGUCCAUGCAUGAGCAUAAAAGUCAGCCAAAUCAUUCGACAAGUUCUGGUAAUCAAUCUAAUGGAAACGGUAUUACAAACUGUGCCUCGACUCAGUCAAAGUAUUCGACAAUCAACCAACAGCAGCCCGCCGUUCCAGCAUCAUCCGAAUCCCCUCGAAUAUCAGAAGAUGUAUCCCAAAUUUCUUACGACACGAUAUCAAACAUGUCUAAUCUUUCAAACGAUACAAAACAAAGUAACGACGAAGUUACUAUAAUCACUUACACUGGUUUGAGUGCAACGACUAAAGAACGAAUACGAAGAUUUGAACAGGAAACUAAAGCGAUGCUACAAAGAGAUCAACAUCGACAGAGACGAGAAGCAGAAAAACGCGAGGAAGGUAAAAAAAGGAUCGAUAUGGAGUGGCAGUUGGCUAAGCGGGAAAUGGAAAAUGAUGACAUACUCGAUAAUAUUGUCGAUAACACUGUAACGCCUACUUUCUUGUCGGAAAGAUUGUCUAGUUUAAACGAAAGGCUCGCCGACAGGUCAUUAGAAAUUAAUGACAAACGGAACCAGCAAUCUAGAUCUACAACAAGGCAAUCAACUGCUUCAAUAGCCGUUCAAAAACAACCAACUCCUCAACAAAAAGCACAAGCAAGUAGCCAACUCGCUAGUAUAUUAGGCGAGAAAAUGAAUAAUGGCAUUGUAAAAAAAUUCAAGACUGAUAAGGAGCCAUCGAUGGAUUCUUUGUAUCUUCCACCGGUGCGUUACGGUAGUCUAGACUCCUUACACGAGGUUCACUCCCACCCAUCGCCAUCACCAUCUCACCAGCACCGUGGUUUACCAGGAGAUGUCUCAGAUGAUGGUAGUGAUCUUUUAACUAGCCUGACGUCAACGUUUGACAGAAAAUGGAAAUCACUCGUCAAUCCAAGCAGCCAGCUAACACCGUCUGAUGGAACCGUAAUUGUACCAGACAAUCGUGAUAGUUUAUGUUCAGUAUCUCAUCAUCCAACGGAGGUUUACCGCGACCCAAGCCUUCAUAAAACUCCUACAGACAAGGGCCAUCAUAGCUCACACUUGAAAAAUGAUGCCCUAGAAAAGGAUACAGACUCAACUGUUACUCCGUCACAAUCUGAUACAACAACACCAGAUAAUGAUCGCACGAUAAAAAAACUAUCAGAGACAAAUAUAACUGUGAAUUUAUUAGCUGAGAAUAAUACGGUAAUAGAUGCUGCAGAAAAAGAUGAAAAUCCAAAGAAAAGCAACUCAAAGACUGAUGUAUCCGAUCUGCCUUACGGUUCAAAAUUAAAACGUUUUGAAUCAUCUAUACCUAAGGUUGAAAAGACAAGAAUUCAAAAUGAUGACGGCGCAGGGUGUGUAAGCCCAAAUCAAAGUAGCAGUGAUACUAAAUUAGAAGAGACUAAAUGUCAAGAUGUUGAAAUCGACGCAUCAUCGUAUUCGAACAAAUUAGAAAAAUUCGAGAGCCUUAGUCAGAGUAAUUUGGAAUCUAGAUCAAGACUUAAAAGAUCAGAAUCGUUGAAUAAAAAAUCCGAUAACGUCACUUCAAAAUUGAAAAGAUCAGAAAGCUUAAAUAAGCAUUCAGACCGAUUAGCAUCACCCACUAACAGUAAAUUGAAACGUUCUGAAAGCUUGAAUAAGCACUCUGAUAGAUCGGAGUCACCUAAUAGUAAAUUGAAACGUUCAGAGUCACUUACAAAAACGGAAAAAACCGAAUGUAAUAUAAACAAAAGACGUCAAUCGAUAAGGAAAGAAGGUGGUACUAAGUUGAAGAGAAAAAAUGGAAUGCCUGAACGAUCUAUAAAAAGAAGACACACUGUUGGCGGUACAAAAGAUUUCGACAAAGUCCAUUGGUUAGAUAAUAAAUUACAAACAGAGGCUGAAAAAGUUGUUAAAAAUGGUAGCAGCAAGCCUAAAAAAAGUCAACUCCGGACAAGUUCUCCAGAUCUAAGUAGUAAUAGAGUAAAUGUUGCUGACACAAGCUUUCUCAUUGAAGUUAGUUUCCGAGGACCUAGUAACGUGGUAUUUAAUGUUACUAAUGCACGCCCACAAUCACUUCCUGAUGCUAACUUAGCUUCGAAAGUAUUUAAGGUACCUCUCGAAAGUCAUGUUUAACAAACAGAUGGAAAACAAUAUUAUGUUUGUUAAUGAAAGUACAACAGGAGGUAUACAAAUUGAUAAACCUCAUUGAAUUAGAUUCAUGGAAUAAUUCAUUGCAUACAAAAUUCAAAGAAGCUAUCAAGCACUCAUGAUUUUUGUCAGAUGAUGAAUCAAGUCAGGAAGACAAUUAAUUUCGAAAAGUAUCAUGCGUAUUUUUUCACACUACAGUAUUAAAUAAAGUCUGUAUUGAAAUCAUUAAUCAUCAUCAGCAUAACUCAUUCGCGUGUAAUAUUCUAAGGUUCAAAUAUCUGAUAAUGACGUCAUAUCGAAUAUUCACUAAACCGUACACACGUAAACAUACAUCAAAUUCUUGUAAAUAGAUUUCGUCUUAAAUUGUAAGGAUAUUAAUCGAUUAAAUUUCAUUGCAAUUGUGUCGUUGUCUUGAAAUAUAGGCUGCUUUAAAAGUCUUCCUGAUUUGCCAUUCAAUCAAAUUAUUUCUUUGUAUUAUUAAAAGACGAUAACGCAACGCAUCAAUCUAUCAAUUUCAUAUAAAUACCUGUGAGAUAUUAUGAAUUUUCAAUAUUCUAACAUUUGAAUCAACAAUUUUGCUGUUUUAUCCCUCACAUAUUCAAUAAUACAAGUCAAACAAUGAAGUUUCUCUCGAGAUAAGUCGUCGACUCAAAAGACAAGUUCACAUAUCUAAAUAAACUUGACUUAUUUAAUAAUUUAUUUUGAAAAACCAUUGAAAAGAAAUCUAUCAAUUGUAGAGAAUUAACGUCAAGUGAAGAGAGGAAAUAAUAUUAUUUCAUAAUGUUUGGAGCUAUACCAUUACUGGUAUUCUACACUGUGUCAAUUAUUUACACAUAAUUAGUAAAUUGUGAUUGUGCAAUUCGUAUGUAUAUAGUAUUCAAGGAGGAAAAAGAAGAGAUUUUUUAAACUGUAUACAUUAAUGGGUCGUGAUAAGUUUUAUAGAAUACAGAAAUUUUAACUUUGAAUUAAUAAUUCAACUAAUAAUUUUACGAUCUAUAAUUAUUGAAUAUGCACAGAUUUCCUAUGUAGAUUAGUUAUGAUUUUGUAGAAAAAUAAUUGUAAAUUAUCAUAUUACCUGAUUUUACAUCUUACCCCCUCUCCAGUUAAUACAUUUUAAUUUGAAACUUAUUAGAAAAAACAAACGAAUCUAUUAUACCCGUAGCUAAAACUGCUGAUUAAUUAUAUACUGACGCAUGAAAAUAGAUGAUUAUUGUUUGUACAUAGAAAAAUCAACAAGAAAUUGGUAAAAGACAGUGUAAAGAUGUAAUUGAUAUAAUAUACGUGGACUCUUUGUUUCGUUCCUCAUUAUACCUUUGGUUUAUUUUUGUUUUUUGAGUGACAUGGUUGAAUUUUUUCAGUCGUUAGAAUCACGCCAUGAGGGUUGAUAUAGAAUAUUCGAGGGUAAAAAAAAAGUUGAAACAAAAAGAGUUGAAAAAUAUUUUCGUAGUGAAAAUAUAAUAAUAAUGUGAUAAAAUUGUGUCUCUCUAUGAAUAUUACCUUGUUAGUUAUGCAUACAUAUAAUUUAUGUUUUUUGUUGUGCUAAAAUAUUAGUUUAGUGGUUGGGGACAUUUUUUUCUUUUUGAUUGUUAUUUUUCUUUCUAUGAUAGGUUAUUUGAAUUAUCGAAACUAAUUAAAAGAAAUCAUGUUGACAGAAAGCAUAAUAAUAUUAACAAUUAUCGAGCAUUUCAGUGUUAUGUUUGAACAUUUAAUCUAUAUGAUAUACAUGUAUAGAUAAAAUUAAUAAAAAUUGAUAGAGGAAAAGAAGAAUGAUAUCGCGCCUGACAUUGCUAAUUUUAGUAUCAUGAAAUGUCAUAAUUUUAUGUUAGUAUGAAUUUUCACCCCGUUCAAAUGCUCUACGUAAUUUGCAAACCUUCAAAUAUCUCGGAUUAAUGUGCUUACAAUAGACUCUCGAUAUGAUAUGCGAUCCCGAUAGAUAUCUAGUAUAUUAUGUAUAAAUAAAUUAAGGUGUAUGCAAUAUGGUAUACUUUACUACUGCAUAAUAUUGUCAUGCGUAUUACUGAGGCCACUAGACGUCAUAAUUAUACCCAUCAAUCAUGCUAUCUACGCGUUUUUUAGUAAUCGAGAUAAGUAGACCUAUACUAUAAAGUAAAAAUAACAGUAAUGGUAAAACUCUAGAGAGCAGGUUAAAAAUACGGUACGGAUAAUGAAGAUUACAUACGGAAUAGUUGUAUUGAUUGAAUAUAAUGCGAAAGCAAAAAAAUUCAAAUGAUAAAUUAUUAUAUAAGACGUUUUUACGAGAAUAAAAGUAAAAAAUGAAAGAAAUAAAUAAUAUUAAGUGUAUAAAUUAUUGAAAUUGGCUAUUAUGUAACGUAAAAUCAGGCGCUUUUUGCGAAUGCAGUAAUCAGAUAUUUUCUACGAAAAUAUACAAUCUGAAGCUGGUUAAAUGAAAUAUUAAUUGUAAAAAAGCGUCGCUGUCGCACGAACUGGAGCUUAACAUUGGAGAAAAAAAAUUAUCUUGCCAAAUGAAGACGUAAAAUGACGAAUGAAAUUCUAAAAUUAAAAAGGAAAAGAAAGAAACUUUCUACCAAUUCUGUAAAUAUAUGUAAACUGAAAUCUUGAAUGAUGAUGAUAAGUAUUUAUUUCAAAAUGGUAAUAUUAUUAUUUAUUAAGUCGCAUAUAAUAAUGUUAAGUAUGUUGUUUAAGAAUUCUGUAAUAUUGUACGGAGGAUUGUAUUUGUAAAUAAAUAUAUUAUUAUGAGAA